AUGCGAUUCCUAGGACUCAGCGUUUUGGUUUUUGCCAUUUCAGUGAGCGGUCAAUCUACCUUCAAGAGCCAAGUGGCCGCUAUAAUUCCUAGCCCUUUGCCUGCCGAUCCGCAAUCUACUGCGGGUGGUACCAGAGCGACAACUAGUGGACAAUAUUGGGACCCGAGGGAGGCGAUAAGUUACAAGGGUACCAAGAUCCAUGUCAGCAAGGGCUGCAUUUUGAUUAAUGAUAGCAAACGCUGCGAGGAAUAUGGCGAACCCUACCACGUCGCGUCUGGACGUAUUGAUGUUAAAAUGUCCGCUACCAUCUAUGCCGGUUUCGAUGGUAAUGACAAGUCUGACUACGUGGUUCCUACUUGCAAGAUGACACCGGAAUGGUCUCACGUGCCAAAGAAUGAUGAUCUGCACUUCAUCGACAACUGUCUCAAGAACAUAAGAGAUGAGACGAUUCAGUGCUGUGACUCAAACACAGCCAAUGAGGAUAAGGUCCGCAAUCCUUAUUGA
This is a messenger RNA of Penicillium griseofulvum, 504 nucleotides long. RefSeq lists its product as uncharacterized. The coding region runs from base 1 to 504 and encodes 167 amino acids. The record is from RefSeq and is a predicted model, not a curated record. Lineage: Eukaryota; Fungi; Ascomycota; Eurotiomycetes; Eurotiales; Aspergillaceae. The transcript has 3 exons.